This is a messenger RNA of Moneuplotes crassus, 972 nucleotides long. Lineage: Eukaryota; Ciliophora; Spirotrichea; Euplotida; Euplotidae. The record is from the annotation of a GenBank genome assembly.
AAAAAUAUGUUAGACUCCACAAUCAUGUUAAAUCCUUUGAGUAUUCAGGUUGCUAGCCAAUGCUAUCCUGGAUUUUGUUGGGAUCAUGCACAGCAAUCCAUGGGAAAAUCAACUGAAGACAACAACGACGAGAAAAGCCAUCCCUCUCUGAAUAAAUAUUUAUCAGACCAAACUGGCAUCCAGGACACUGGUAAAGCAAUGAAAGAGUUGCUUGCCAAGUACUGUAUUUGAAUAGAUGGUCAUCAAGCAUCCAAUCCCCAAAACAAAGCGUCUGAAGCUCAAAAGGCAGAGAGCAGCAAGGCCUCUGAGAUAUUAGUCCAUGAAGAAGCUAAAAACUGUAAUAGCUCCAAGAGCUCUGAAGCAAACAACCCUGAUGAACAUAAAAGGACUGACAAGUCUACUCUCCAAGAUGCUUCCAGACUUAGAUCGAAGACUAAAUCCAAGGCUCCGAAGCACGACUCUGAUUCAGAAGAGUUCACUCUAGGAAGGGCUCAGCUGAACUACAACACUCGUAAAGAUGUCGUAUUCAAGGCUGCUUUCAGAAGACUUCGCAAAUACUUCAUCAAGGAGUUUGCCAAAGACUCAACCUCUCGCCAAUUGAAGGAAGAUUACCCACAAAGACUCAGAGAUUAUUGCAAGGCCAAGUUCCCUGAAGCCCGUCUUGACAGAGUCUGAGUAAUCUUUGACUGCAUCGUCAACGCUAAAGGCAGACUUGGGACGAUUCCACAAGAAGACACCCAACUCAAAGAUACUAUCAGCAAACUACUGUACUUCUACUCUGAGAAGAAGUUCAGACUGAUGAAUGAACACCCCGAGUUCUUCCAUGUCCUACUAUAUUUCAUCAGUCUGGAGAACGUGGUCAGCUUAAUCUUCAAUGAGCAAAAGCAAGCAUUCCAACAGAAAGUCAAGGCUCACCUAAAUAAGCUGAAGGUGUUAGCAACCUGCAUGAAGACCCCACAAGACCAAUAUUAA